AGCACGAAGAAGAAAAGCUCUGCCAUGUUGAAAUGCUGAAGGAAAGAGGCGGAAACGUCGAUGUGUUAUUAACGCGUCCCGUUUACAUUCGCUGCGGUCGAGACUGAAAGGAAGAAAGAAGGAAGGGAAGGAAGGAAAGGAAGAAAGGAAGAAAGGAAGAAAGGAGUUGGUCGCCGCUGCCCCGAGAGGAGCGCAGAAGAGUAGAAGAUGAGCAGCAAGAGUAACAAGAGGGCGCCGACCACAGCAACGCAGCGGCUGAAACAGGACUACCUGAGAAUAAAAAAAGACCCGGUGCCUUAUAUCUGCGCGGAGCCUCUUGCUUCGAACAUUUUGGAAUGGCACUACGUCGUACGAGGGCCUGAGAAAACGCCUUAUGAAGGUGGUUAUUUUCAUGGGAAACUCAUGUUUCCUCGAGAAUUUCCUUUCAAGCCUCCUAGUAUUUACAUGAUCACUCCAAAUGGAAGAUUUAAAUGCAACACAAGAUUGUGUCUGUCCAUCACCGACUUCCACCCAGACACAUGGAACCCCGCGUGGUCGGUCUCCACCAUCCUGACGGGUCUUCUCAGCUUCAUGGUAGAGAAAGGUCCCACGCUGGGCAGCAUUGAAACUUCAGACUUCACCAAGAGGCAACUGGCAUCUCAGAGCUGGACUUUCAACCUUAAGGAUAAGGUUUUCUGUGACCUGUUUCCAGAUGUUGUAGAUGAGAUCCGACAGAAGCAGAAGUUGCGGGAGGACCUAAACCCCAGAUCGCACGCCCUGCCGCUGCCAGAUGUGGUUCCAGAUGGAGAGACGUACAAUGCUCAGAAUGGUUUCCCCGUCUUCAACGGUCACCCUCCCCUGCCGGAUGGUGCUGGUCACCCCCCUGGCCUACAGCAGGCAAAUCGCAACCAAGGACUCCUAGGAGGAGCUCUUGCAAACUUGUUUGUUAUAGUAGGAUUUGCAGCUUUUGCAUAUACAGUCAAGUACGUGCUGCGGAGCAUAGCCCAAGAAUGAGCAGAGCUGAGCAGCCAAGGACUCGCGCAAAACCUUAGCCACAAAGGGGAUUAAGAGGAACCAUUUGUCCAAGUAUGGACAGAUACGAAACAAGCGAACAGCUGGGACAUCACGAGAAAGGUGCUGAAAGGUGGAUGAAACCUGUGACUCACUAAGUGCUGCAAAAUGCAAAGGAACCCGUUUUUUGGCUCGUGGGUUUUAGUUCGGCUUCCAGGAAGCGAGAAGACAGCAGCUGCUUUCUUCCAUCGGCCAAUAAGAGGCGUCUAGCAAAACUUUCUUUAUCGUGUCAGAAUCCCCACGCUGUUUAUUUCACCUUCUUGUGUGUCAAACCAACUUUUUAUUUAUCACAUCUCUAGCAUCAGUUGUAUGUUGUCUGAAAUUAUUCUGUACAAGAAGAAAAAUGGACUGAGAUUCACACAUCUGUUUAUUUCUGAUGUGUAUACAAUUUGCCAUUUGUUGUUUUGAUAUUGCUCUUGUAAAAAAAAAAAAAAGUAUCAGAAAAUCGCUUUGCUCCGAGCAAAACCGUAACAGUACUUGUGUAAAACCGUAGCCUAAACAUCACAUACUGCUAAUCAGAUGGAAAUAAAUACAUUUUUCUGCGAGUAAACAACGAUCAGAUGGAGUCACUGAUGUGUAGGUAUAAGGAAAAUUUCAAUCUGUGCAAUAUCCUUCAGUAGUCUUAAAUAAAUUGUUUAUUUUGCAUCUUUGCGUUUGUUCAUGUGAGAGGAUGAAGGGCAGUGAUUGUCAGCUGGGGAUUCCUUCUGACGGUGGUGGUUUAGCCGGUGCCUGGUGACGUUCCUUUAUCUCGGACAUGGCAACACGCAUAUCCGUGAUGCAUCCAUAUCCGGAUCAGUUGCUGCAACUGCCCUCGCCUGUACUUCGAUUUGAUUAAGAAUUUGAGAAGGUUUGUCAGCAUGUUUACAUUUAAAUCAGAACAUGUUUUAUAGUCCAAAGGAAUAAAUUGCUUAUGAGGGGGGUGACAAUUUUCUCAGAAUUCCUUAUUUUUUGAUGUAAUGAGGCACUUCAUUGUCUAAAUCGUUUACAUAAAUAUUCUUUUAUGCACAAUGAUUUACAGCAUUUCUAAAAUCAAUCUUUACAAAUUACUUUGAAACAUUCAGUUAUACUUGUAUUUAGUGCAACUGUGAUUUAAUUCUACUAUUAGUGACACAGUGAAUGAAAAAUUCUCAACUUGUAAUUCAAAACAAACCUCUAGAUGGAAAACUUCAAGACCUACUAAUAACUUUUUAAAGGUCUUUGUACUGUUCUCAUUAAUCCAGUCAAGGUGGUACAUCCAGUGAACUUUUAAGUAACUGUGUACAUAAAAUAAAGACAUCUUCAAAAAGACAUAACUCAAAAACGGUUUUCUGUGUAAGGUAAAUCAGAGCUCUUACAGGGUACAUUCAGCUUGUCCUUUUAAGUCUUUUGAUACAUAACACGGUCUAGUUUGCAAACUAAGUGCCACCUUGCAUGUAAUUUUUUGAGAUCAAGUGGUACAACAGAUUGCAAGAUACUAAAAAUCAUGAACCUCUUUUCAAAGUAUUUUUUUAUGUGUGUACAGCCUUUUCCAUGUGAGGAAAAUUCUUCUAGAAUGUAUGAGACAUUUCAGCAUAAACACCUGUAGCCCUCCCAAUUCCAACAUAUGCUUUGAUCCUUUUACAAACUAAUUCUAAUCCCACGUUUGCCAUAAAAUCAAUUGUAAAUUACCUCCUCGCACCAUUCACAACUAUGCUUGAUCGGUCGAACGAUGGUGCACCAUCUCAAUAUUUUAUUAAUUGCAGAGCAGUUGUUGGACGACUCGGCGGAGUUUCCUUGCUUUCCUGUUGCUAAGAUAUUGUCAUGGAAACCUCAUACAGUAUUGAUGGUUCCUCUAACCUCUAUAGUUAGAUGUGCCACAGACAAGGGUAAUUGCCCACUGCUUCGUAACACACACCUUU
Molecule: messenger RNA, 2927 nt
Organism: Scleropages formosus (Asian bonytongue)
Lineage: Eukaryota; Metazoa; Chordata; Actinopteri; Osteoglossiformes; Osteoglossidae
Product: ubiquitin-conjugating enzyme E2 J2-like
Exons: 7
Coding region: 208-993 (261 amino acids)
Source: RefSeq, a predicted model, not a curated record